AUGAUUGAGAUAUAAGAAAUAACAAACUAAAUUUAGUUGCGUUUAGAAUUCAAUCGUGUAAUAUUUUCUAUAUUAACUCAGCCCUAUGAAUUGAUCAUGGAUUCUUUUGUUUUGGGAUAUCUAUAAGCAAAGGAUAACUAAUAAUAAUUAUUUAUUUAAAAUGUAGAGUUAAUCAAAAAUUUAAGAGAAUUUAUUCAAUCAACUGUAUAUACAAAAUAAUAGGUUUGUGGGAUUUAUAAUAAAGCUUUGAAUGGAAAUAAGAAUGUUUUUUAAAUUAAUUAUUAUGAUAGCUUCUGUAAUUGUGUACUAAUUUUGAAGACAACAUCGAUAUUUAAGCUUAUAUUCCUAUCAAUAAUAAUCAAAAUUAAUAUCAUUAAUAUCAACCAAUACAUAAUUAAUUUAAGUAAUACAGAUAGGAAGAGUAGAAUUAAUAAUUUAUGAAGAAUUAAUAGAAUAAUUUAUAAUAGAGAAAUUAUGAAGAUUAAAUGAAUUUAGAGUUAGCUAAAAAAUUAUAAAAUGAGUAAAUUGAAUAUAUGAUUAUAAGUUUUGACUCAGAGUAUUAAUAAGAAAUGUAUACAAGUGCUUUGUAAGAGGCAGAAAUGAGAAAGUUAAAAAAAUAAGAAUAAGAUGAAUUGAAUAAUUAAGUUUAAUGUAAUAUAUGUUUGGAAGUUAUCGAAUUAGCUGAGAUGGCAACUUUAUAAUGUUUUCAUAUAUAUCAUUAAAAAUGUUUAAAUUAAUAUUGUACUACAUAAAUUGAGGCAAGAUAAUUUCCAUUAAUUUGUCCAACUGUUGAAUGUAAAAAGAAUAUGAUUUAUUCUGAUUUAACUGAAGUUUUGGAUGAUUAAAAAUUGAUUGAAUUCCAUUAAUAUACUUUUAAGUAAUAUGUUGAAAGUCAUGGUGAUGAAGUAUUUAAUAUAAUUAAACAAUUAAGUAUUCAUGGUGUCCAACACCUGAUUGUAAAUAUGUGUUUAUUGCUGAUGGUACAUAAUUUAAUUGUCCUUCAUGUACUAAAUCAUAUUGUUUAUAAUGUAAAAUAGAAUAUCAUCAUGGAUAUUCAUGUUAAGGGUAUAAAGAAUUGAUUUAAAAUUAAUUGAGGGCUAAAAAUGAGAAAGUUUUGGAUGAUUAAUUCUUUUAAUUUGUUUAAGGUGCAAAAUACAAAUAAUGUCCUUAAUGUAAAUUUUGGGUAGAGAAGAAUUAAGGAUGUGAUCAUAUGACUUGUAGAUGUAAAUUUUAAUUCUGUUACAUUUGUGGAGGUGUUUAUGGUAAUUGUGCUUGUGUUAGAAGAAGAUGAUUAAAAUAAGUUAAACUCUUAUGUGAUAUUCUUGGAAUAUUUAUAUAAAAUUUGAAUUAAC
This is a messenger RNA of Paramecium sonneborni, 1352 nucleotides long. The record is from the annotation of a GenBank genome assembly. Lineage: Eukaryota; Ciliophora; Oligohymenophorea; Peniculida; Parameciidae.